Messenger RNA from Cinclus cinclus, 3954 nucleotides. RefSeq names its product proline dehydrogenase 1 (gene PRODH). NCBI's taxonomy places the organism in Eukaryota, Metazoa, Chordata, Aves, Passeriformes, Cinclidae. Bases 347 to 1825 code for a protein of 492 amino acids. Gene Ontology annotation, molecular function: FAD binding; proline dehydrogenase activity. Gene Ontology annotation, cellular component: mitochondrion. The record is from RefSeq and is a predicted model, not a curated record. The transcript is spliced from 15 exons.
CCCGAGCGCCGCCCGCGCGCUCUGCGCCGCCGUUCGCCGGUGCGAUCGCCCGAGCCGCCCGCGCUCCGCGCCCGCCGCCGCCCCCCGCGGGUUCUCCCCGGCGGCGGCGGGCACGGGAUCCCGUCCGGGGCCGCCCCCUCCCCCGCGGAGCGAGGAACGGGUUCCGCCGCCGCCCGCCGUGGAUUUCGGGGACCCGCGCGAGGCGUUCCGCAGCAAGAGCAACGCGGAGCUGUUGCGGGGACUGGUGGUGCUGGGGCUGUGCGCCUUGGAGCCGCUGGUGCAGCACAACCGGGAGCUGCUGCAGUUGUGCCAGCGGGUGCUGGGGCAGACGCUGUUCGAGCGGCUGAUGAAGAUGACGUUCUACGGGCAGUUCGUGGCCGGGGAGGACCAGGAGGCCAUCAAGCCGCUGCUCCGGCGGAACCAGGCCUUCGGCGUGGGCGCCGUGCUGGAUUACAGCGUGGAGGAGGACCUGGGCGACGGGCGAAUGGAAGCACAGGAGCCUCAGAGCUGCUCCCGCACCUCUGCAGCCGAGAAGGAAAUGGGAGGAACAGAAAAAAGGGAAAAGCGAUACCAAGCUCAUCAGGGAUUUGGGGGUCAUCAUGGUGGAAUCACUGGUGCCCACACCUAUUUCUACGCUGAUGAGGCUAAGUGUGACCAACACAUGGAGACUUUCCUCCGCUGUAUUGAUGCCUCAAGUGAGUGUUCAGAUGACGGCUUCUCUGCCAUCAAGCUGACAGCACUGGCCAGACCCCAGUUCCUGGUACGGUUCUCAGAGGUGCUGGUAAAGUGGCGGAGGUUCUUCUACCACAUGGCCGCAGAGCAGGGCCAAGCCGGGCAGGUGGUGCUGGAGACAAAGCUGGAGCUGGAGAAGCUGCAGGAGGCACUGGCCAACUUUGGUAUUGCGAGCAAGGCAGAGAGCCAGCAGUGGUUCACAGGCAACAACCUGGGCACAAGCAGCACUGUGGACCUGCUGGACUGGAACAGCCUUUUUGACAGCCGCACCAAGCUCUCCAGGCCUCUGCUCAUCCCCAACAGGAAGACUGGGCAGCUGGAGCCUCUGCUGUCACACUUCAGUGAGGAAGAGGAGCUGCAGAUGAAGAGGGUCCUGCAACGCAUGGACAUCCUUGCGAAAAGAGCCAUGGAGAAGGGCGUGAGGCUGAUGGUAGACGCAGAGCAGAGCUACUUCCAGCCAGCCAUCAGCCACCUCACCGUAGAGACACAGCGCCGCUUCAACAAGAGCCAGCCCAUCAUUUACAACACUUACCAGUGCUACCUGAAGGAGGCUUACAACAAUGUGACAGGGGACAUGGAGCUGUCGCGCCGGGAGGGCUGGCACUUUGGCACCAAGCUGGUGCGUGGCGCCUAUAUGGAGCAGGAGAGGGAGAGGGCAGCUCAGAUGGGCUACGAGGAUCCCAUCAACCCAACCUAUGAGAAGACCAACGAGAUGUACCACAGGUGCCUGGACUAUGUCCUGGAGGAGAUCAAGCAUAGCCGGAAAGCCAGCAUGAUGGUGGCAUCUCACAAUGAGGACACGGUGAAGUUUACCCUGCACAGGAUGAUGGAGUUGGGGAUCCAUCCCUCGGACAAGAAGGUGUGCUUCGGGCAGCUAUUGGGCAUGUGUGACCAGAUCACCUUCCCCCUGGGCCAGGCUGGCUUCCCGGUGUACAAGUAUGUGCCCUAUGGGCCAGUGAAUGAGGUGCUGCCUUACCUGUCCCGCCGGGCCCAGGAGAACAGGGGCUUCAUGCAGCGGGCAAACCGUGAGCGGGACCUGCUCUGGAAAGAGGUCAAGAGGCGUCUCCUCACAGGAAACCUCUUCAGCCACUGACCCUAGCCUCAGCCCAGGGGCUCCUCUACCUUCAUCCUGAACCACUGUCACCAUUCCCCAUCCCAGUUGCUGCAUCCCAUGCUGCAGCUCCCCCAGCCCCCUUUGCCCGGGGAGAGAAGUGUCCUUGUACCUGUUGAACCACUUGCACCUCCCAGUGGCCUCUGGGAUCACCCCAGCUAGCAUUACCCCAGGGAUGGCUCUCUGCCAUCCCAUGGCCUCUUGAGCUGUCUUCUGCCAGCCCACCCUGUGCCUUGAGGAACACUGUGCUGGCGUUUUUUUUCCCCUGGCAGGAUUGCACAGGGUGAUUUAUCCACUUGCCUUGUGCCCACGGGCUCAGGUCCAGGUGGGCUGGGUGACUUGGGGACAAGCUGGCCUCAGCCAGAAACUCCUCCAGCCUCUGCCAGGGUUGGAGCUUUGCCUCCACCAGACCUUUGAAGGGGUGGGAUCAGCCCCUGUUGUCUGUCCCAGACAGCUACCUGCCUGCUCACUGGCUUUGCACUGACCAGAGCUGGGCAGGUCCAGGCUCUCCCCCAUAGCAUUGGGAUAAGCUGCCUGGGGUUGUCCAUCCUCAGGCACACAUCCAAUGGAGAAGGAGGGAUGAGGGGAGGGAGCUGGCCCCAUCCCUGUACCAUUCCUGCCCUGCCCCCAGUCCCUGUUUCUAAUGAUGGACCAGAGGCAGUGGGAGCACCAGGAGCUGGACCACAGCUUGUCUCUGCUGUACACUGGAUUUAUAGAGAAUGGAAAUUAUUAAAUCACAAGUGUUCCUGCUCCCAUCUCCCAUCUCUCUCUCUCUCUCUCUCUCUCUCUCUCUCUCUGUUAUUGAGCAGCCACAUAUCCCCAGGCACUCCCAUGGUCUCAAAGGGAGGUUAACACUGCACACUUUGGUCUUAGCCAGAGGUUGGGGAAAGGAGUAAGGCCAAACUUCCUGUGACAGGGACUGGAGCUGUGGAGCUUCCUGUGAUGGGUUUGAGGGGAACUGGGAGUCCUGGGGCAUCCCCCUACCUGCAGAGGAGGAGGUGGCAGCAUGGGAGAGCCUCUCCCCACCCUCAGACAUGCUUCUGGGGGACAUGCACCCUGUCAGCUUUCACGCCUCAAAUUAGGGGCACUUUUUCCUGGGCUCUGCAAGACCACAGGCAUCUCUGGGAUUCCCUGCCUUGAGCUGUGGCAGUGUCUCCUUUUUUCCUGGGUCAGUCUCUCUACUUGGUAAGCCACUCAGAACAAAGGAGUGAUGUUUUGGCUUUCCAGAGCUGUUCAUUUCCUGCCUUUUCUCUAGCUGAGACUCUUCUGCCUUAAAAAAAAAAAAAAAAAAUAAAAAAUAAAAAAAAAAAGCACCAAACCUGGAGGGGAUCAGGGAGCCUUGCCUGGAGCAUGGAACCAGAACAGCACCGGUGCAGGCAGCAGCUGGGCUCCUGGAAUUUAAAAGCAGAUGGGAGAGGUUCUAGCCCUGGGCUGCCUUCCAGCCCAUGUGGGAUACUGUGACAGUGGCGCAGAGUACCCUGGUGCACAAGGGGCUGACCUCUGCUGCUGCAGCUGCACAGAGGGCUGCGUGAUGCAGAAGCAGCUGUUACCUACUGUGAGCUUCUGCAAAGACCCCCAAGCAUCUGUGUAGUAAGGCAGGAGAAGCCCCUCUUGACCCUCUAUUUUGCAGAUAAUCCCCAGCCCUCUUCCUAGGACAGGAUAGCUUUGCAACCUAGGUCAGUGGUGUUUGUGUGCUGUUUGCAGGGUCUGUGUAGGGCUGCAAGUGCUGCCUCCUGAACACCCAAGGCACGGGAUGCCCUUGAAACCCCAAAUCCCUGAUUCCCCACAAUCUUUCACAGAAUGUCCUCAGCUGGAAAGGACCCACCAGGAUCACCCAGCCCAGCCUCUGGCCCCAGCCCUGCACAGGCACCCCAACAGUCCCAUCCUGGGCAUCCCUGGCAGUGCUGUCCAAACACUCCUGGAGCUCUGGCAGCCUUGGGGCUGGGACCAUUUCCUGGGUAGCCCCUCUGGGGGAAGAACCUUUCCCUGAUAUCCCACCUAACUGUCCCCUUGCACAGCUGUAUCCAUGCUCAGCCAGAAAAUAGCAACUGCCGCUUUUAUUUCUGGGCUCACUGACCCAACCAACCCUCCCAUAUCUCAGGCAUUCCCCA